Ceraceosorus guamensis is the source of this 1289-nucleotide messenger RNA. Its product is annotated as transcription initiation factor TFIID-1. Gene Ontology annotation, biological process: DNA-templated transcription initiation. The record is from RefSeq and is a predicted model, not a curated record. Bases 387 to 1085 code for a protein of 232 amino acids. NCBI's taxonomy places the organism in Eukaryota, Fungi, Basidiomycota, Exobasidiomycetes, Ceraceosorales, Ceraceosoraceae. The transcript has 6 exons. Gene Ontology annotation, molecular function: DNA binding; RNA polymerase II general transcription initiation factor activity.
CCUCCAUCCCCGUCUUCACUGGCCGCACACCACACCACAAGCCCCAUCGUCUCUCGAUCACUCGCCGCUGAAGAGCUUCUGGUGACUGGUGGCGCUUGUGGCAGUGCAAGCCGGUCACACUCUUGCCUUCAUCCACCCACCCUAUCUCUCACGCGCAGACCCAUCCACUCCUGGCUUGUCAGCCUCGAAGCUGGCUUCCUUGGCCUCGCUCAGGGUAUUGGACGGCUUGAAGCGCGACACCGUUCUAUACCAUCGCUUGCCAGGUCCUUUCGCCGCGCGAAUCACGAGCACUGGUGAAGUUCUUGUAGUAGAGCAGUCACACGGGCACGUCAGCAUCUCCCAGCUCUGGAUAAGCGUCAUCUGCCCUCGACUUAACCAGCUGAACUAUGGUGCAAGCAGGUGUCGCUCUUCCUGGAGGGCGCAGUGGCAACGAUGGAGCCGGCGGCAGUCGUGGAGGUGCGGACGGAAAGGGCAAGUCAUCUACAGGAGGUGUUGACAAAGUGGACGACGUCGCGGUGAUCGAACAGAGACUCAUGAGCAAACAUGGCAUCUUGCCAACUCUGCAGAACAUUGUAGCUACGGUCAAUCUUGACGUCAAGCUCGAUCUAAAGACCAUUGCCCUCCACGCACGCAAUGCCGAGUACAAUCCCAAGCGAUUCGCUGCUGUCAUUAUGCGUAUUCGUGAGCCAAAGACCACGGCGCUUAUCUUUGCAAGCGGAAAGAUGGUUGUCACUGGUGCCAAGUCGGAGGAGGAUAGUCGUCUAGCAAGCCGCAAGUAUGCACGUAUCAUCCAAAAACUCGGCUUCGAGGCCAAGUUCUCCGAAUUCAAGAUACAAAAUAUCGUUGGCAGCUGCGACGUGAGAUUUCCAAUUCGUCUCGAGGGCUUGGCGUAUGCCCACGGUCCUUUCUCGUCCUACGAACCAGAGCUUUUUCCCGGUCUCAUUUACCGCAUGGUCAAUCCUAAGGUGGUGCUGCUGAUCUUUGUCAGCGGCAAGAUCGUGCUCACAGGUGCCAAGGUCCGCGAGGAGAUCUACAGCGCUUUUGAGAAGAUCCUUCCUGUACUCGCCGAGUACAAGAAACCAUAAGUCUGCGCUUCAACGCUACCCGUCAGCGCGUGCAUAUAUGGGUUUCUGUUGAGCCCAAGAGCUUCGCUCACUUGGUCAAACCCAUGACACCAGUCCCCUCUCGCUUUCCGACGCAAUUCUGACACUCUACAGCCAAAGCGAGAUUCUCGCACAGCAUUUUCUGUACUCCAGCCAACUGUCUCGGCAAUUCAUCAUUUUACGCGG